This is a messenger RNA of Prorocentrum cordatum, 399 nucleotides long. Lineage: Eukaryota; Dinophyceae; Prorocentrales; Prorocentraceae. The record is from the annotation of a GenBank genome assembly.
AUGGCGGGGGGGUCAGCACAGGUUACCCUCAGAAGCGACGUGCGCCCUCACGGGCGCACUCUGCACGCGCGGACCAACAUAAAAAUGAUCCUGCCAGUCGCACAGGGCGGCGCGGCCGUCGCGGGACGAUUGGUUAGACGAGCCCGGGGCUCCAGUGGCAGGCCCCGCGGCCUCGUGGCGCACGAGCGUGUGCAUACCAUCAGCUUAGAGAGCUCUGGCGCCCCCUCCCCCUGCGAGGUCGUGUGCUGCCUGGUGCACCGAAUUUGCAGCAUCGUCCGGGCUUGUUUGGAGAGCAACCCGGGGGAGCGCCACAGGAGGCUUGCUGAGAGCAGCCUCGAUUUGACCCCGCUCGCCGGGAACUUCGCACAGCCUGGCACAGGCUGUGUGUUUUUCAGCUGA